UUCAGCCCAAGGACUGUGCAGGCCAUUCACUUUGAGGGUCAAAUGCUGACCACGUCCAUGAAGUCUUGCAGCCUCUGAGUGGGGCUGAGCAUGAUCUUCAAUAGCAUCAGCAAACUGUGGGAGCUCCUCCCAGAGCAGAAGUCAUUUGCUUUCCAGCCAUGAAAAUACAAGUGACCAAGGAUGGCGGGGGAAGUCGUGCAUUCUGUUCCAUUUCCCAGGAGUCUGACACUAUCCUGCACUGGCAGAACAGUUUCUGAGCACCUGCUGGAAGUGUUGCUGUUCUGGACCCCAAUGUCCUGGUGUAGUCUCGUUCAGCCUCACACUGGCCCUUCAGAGCUGGCAUAGACUCAGAAUCAUUAACUUCAAGAAGAAGAAAAAAUCCUGCUGAAACAUAAUAAAAAUCAUGAAGAACUGUAGGGACUUCCUUGAGCCCAUAACCUUGGGGUCAAACAGAAAGCUGGGUGCAGAGUGGCCUGGUGCUGGAUAAAAACUUUUAUGGAGUGAUGGGUGUCCCAUAUGCAGAUGCAUUCCAAAUGUGUAAGGCAAGCAACCUCCAGGGAAGUUCAACAGCUGUACAACAAACCAGACAUUUCUGUGGGUUACAAGGUUACGAGUUGAGCCCUGAAUGCUGCGUGUUGACAGCGGAGAGAUCCCACGUCUGCUUCUUGGCCAAACCAGCAAAGACACUAAAUUUAUCCUAGCUCUUGAAUAGAAAGAUACAAGGCAAAAAGUGACAGCCUAUAACUUCUGUAUCUGAUGCCACCAGAACAGAGAACAAUAGCCCCAGAAAUGGGAUCCUGGGACCAAAACCCCUCCUGACGCUGCCGCAGGGAUUGAGAGCUUUAAUUUUUGCAGCUGGAAACAUCUAACAGAACUUGCUCUUGGUAAGGAAAUUUUCUGCAAGAAAAAUUGCUGAAAAGUCUCUGCCUCAGCAUUAAAUUUUGUGGUGUUAAUGUUGCAGAGCCACCUAGCACACGCUGUUCUGUCUGUGCCCACACAGUGGUACCUUGGCCAGCUGGGCAGUGCCAGCUCUGCUGCAGGACAGGCGGUCACUGCAGUCGAGCAGCUCUCAAAGAGCCCUCCCUCUCCUAGGCUACUGAAAACUGCAUCCACUGACUGGAAAAAGGGGAAAAACCUUACAGUCAAACUCAGUGCCUGCAGCUGUGCUGAUUCUAGAGUUCACUGGUACUGUGCCACAGCCCAAGGCCAGGCAAAGAGCAAAGGGCUCAGCCCAGGAUGUCAUCUGCAGCCCCUGUAAAUAGGGGUGGGGAGACUGCGGUAGGCAAUCACCAGGAUUGUGCAAGGCAGAGAUAAGUGAGCAACCCCUUGCCAAAACAAAGCACAAAAUAACAGCUUUUAGUAGAAAUGCAGAGGAUAUACCUUUUUCUUUUGGCAGCCUUGUCCUCGUGCUAAAAAUUCAGCUGGUUUCUGUUUCACUUCUUCCCUCCAGCACUCUGUUGUGCAGGCUGCCAGGCAAGCAAAGCUUCCCUGUGUACUGCUGUGCUGAAGGUGCUGGGAAGUGAAGAGUUCCAUGCUGGGAUGAGUAUUUGUGCUGAGGCCUCGCAGCCUUUGCAGGUUGCUGCAGACAUGGUGGUUUGGAGGGACUUUUGUGGGCUACCCCCAGCCAGCUGACCAGGAGGACUGUCAGGAGGGUGCAAUCUCACAGUCUAAGAGCAUUCUGCCCCUGAGUAGUCUGUGUGGAAAUACAGGUUACCUAGGACUUUAAUUCAGCAGGGCUGUCCUCUGCUGCCAGGCUUUGGGAUUUUGGGCUGAUGACCAAGAGUUGGCACCUCCAGGACCAGGUCUGGAAAAAAGACUUUCUGCUGCCUCACCAGGUUUCCCUCUCUGCCAUUACCUGCAUUGGGUCAAUGAUGGCUUAAAGCAUAUUUUAAGGAGGAAAAAAUCAAUUACCUGAGACAUCUGUCUUCAAAAAGGACUUUCCAAACUAGCUACCUCCUAAAUAUAAGUUUUAGGUCAUCUUUCAAAGCCUAAUUCUGAUCUCUGAUGAGAAAUCUCAAACUGAGUAAGCCUUGGGACCUGAAGACUCUCAUUAAAUACACACAAUGUGAUUCUCCACGUGGAAUUCUCUAUCCUUCUAUAGGUAUGGAUUGCAAAACCUAUUUUUGGGGUUUUUUUUCCUUUUCAGCUUCCUGAGAUUUAUUCCAAUUUUGUGAGAAAUUUGGUGCAUUUGUUGGGUUUUUUUGUUUUUUUUUUUAAAUCUAAGCUGUUGUUGGUGCUAAUUGUCAUCAGUUGCCUUGGAAAGUGAUGCAAUUGCUAGGAAAACUUGCCACCAUUUUGCCAAAGUGUAAACAGGCUCUUGGGCUGUUCUAGAAUAAAGGAUUGGAGCACCCUGGGAAACUAUGGAUGUAAAUAGAUUUUAGCUCCUGGCUGGCAAAACCAACAGAGAUUUGUGUGAGGUUGAAUCCCUGCAGAGAGUGGACUUAUCUGAAGGCUUACAUUUUGUUUUCAAGUUUUCUUUUAUUUCGAGCUUUGUCUUGUUACCUUCAAGGGAGACACCAGCAAGGCCAACUUCCCUAGUGUUGGAUAAUUAACAUAGUAUAGAAAACCAGCAGAAGGAAAUCCUUACAGGGUGUUAAGAACUGCCUGGAGUCCAUGAGAUUGGAUAAGAAAUAGAAACCAGGAUUCAAGUUUGUUAUACUAGUUAGCUAAAUACCUUCCUUAUUUUAUUUUAAUACGUGCCACUGCUGUAAACUUUGAUGGGAGCCUAAUGGAGGAAGCACAAAGAAGAAUGUAGAAAAAUGGUGCUUCUUAACCUCUGCUUUUUAUCCCAAUUAUAAUGCUCUUACAGUAAUACUCUAAUGGUUAUACUCUAUAUGCUACUUUAUCAGAUGAAACCUGGCAAGGGAAGCUGCUCUCUGUGGGAAAUAUUUUCUGAAGCUUAAAAUAAAGAGAAAUAAUUGAGGUGAAUAGCAGAAUUCAAGCUGGUUGAGAUUUUUCUCUUGUUACCCAAAUCUGUCAACCAAAUGGUGUUUCCUGAGGCUUCUCUUUUUUUUGACUGGUAGAGCUGGGAUAAAUUAAGAGCAAAUAAGGCCACUUGCCUUUAAUAUUUAGCUUAUGUACUAGAAGUUUUGUCACCACACGUUUGUGGUAGUUUAAUUUUGGAGGGUUUUUUUCAGUUAAAGAGAAUCCAUGGGGUAUGAUUGCCUCUCAUUUGACACUCAUAUUGCAAACAAGGGCAGUCACUGUGGUGCAGCCUGUCAGAGCUUUACCUUACGGUGUUUCUAUCUGUUACUGCUGUUCUGCUCAGAGAGGGCAGCAAAGGAUUGCAGAUCUUUUGGAAUCCAAAAGGAGCUCAGCUCUGAGGAAAAAUGUAUCAUUUUCAUAUACUAAGUAUGAAAGGAGAAAUAGGGGAGGCAUUCAGAUCACUGCUGCUCAAAGAUACUUGAGCUUUUUGUCCUUUAAGGUGUGGGUGUAUGCAAUUAGUGGAGAUUCUGAUAAGAGAAACACUGAAACACUUUGAGUUUAGGCAUUAGGUGUGAAGAGUCCCAGCAGAAACACAAUGAGCUGUUGAUGUUUCAUCCUCAACUGGAAUAUUGUAUGACUCAUUUGGCAUGAAGAUAAAGCUGUACAUUUAGACAUAUAGUGAACAAAACACUGAAAUUAAUUUGCAGCACAGUGAGAUUAAUGGCUGUUGUGAUAUUAGGUAUUUUCAUUAGACCUCGAGGCUUUCAGACUGUCAUAAGCUUGGUUGUUUCUUUGCAAUAUGCCAUCAGGGGCUAUAAGACAUGAUUCAGACACUAUUCCUUUGCCUGAAGACAGGAGUGUAUUUUCCAGGUAACACCUCAAAACUACACAAAUGGAGAAAUUUAUUAAAUGACUCUGAUUUGUCGCGGGUCUGUGGACUUAGCAAUGAUUCUUUUUCUUCCUUUCAAUGCCUUGGCUUUCACAGCUAAGAGUAAUAAGGCCAGUUAGCACAGAAAAACCUGAAAAGCAAUUUAUUCCUGCCCAGAAGUUCAGUGCAGUGCUCCUGCAGCAAGUGUCUUACCAGCUACAGAUGGUCCCAAAGGUGCAAAGGGUGAACAGGUACAGAGCCAUGACCGUUUAGCAAUACUGUAAUUUUGGCACUCCUUGUCAUCCCUUUACUCUUGUUUCAUGCCUUCUUCAAUCUUUCAUUUUGUCUCUUUACUUCUCUCAUUUUCUUCUGCCCCACCAGCCUUUGUGGGCUCUGCACAAUUUCAGGAAGCUGAACAUGCUUUCUGCAUUCAUAAUGCUACUCUAGAUACUUGGCUUUUAAUAAAUAAAAAAAUAAUAUUGUACAUUUUCACAGCAGCCCAUAAAAUAGAGAUGUAAUGAGAUUUUAAUCUGAUUGUACCGUUUGUACUCUGAAUCACUUCCUAUUAUCUCCCACAAAAUUAUUACUGCUCCUUCUUCCAGGGGCCAGCUCUCAAAACCAGAAAUCAUGCUUGCUAGUGUUGCCUCCUAAUCUGAUGGUUAUAAUUUGAUUGCUUCAUACUCUCUGCCCCAACAGCAGAAUUCCCCCAAGGUGUGAUUUGUCAGGUAAUUUUUUCAUGAGCUGCUGCAAACAGCAAAUGGCUCCAAAAUGCUUUCUGUCAUGUGGCAGAACCAAGUCACACUCUCUGCCAAGUGACCAAAUCAGCUUCUGCCCAAACUCUUCAUAAGUACACGUGAAAUUGUUUAUUUUCUUACCAUGUCACAUCUGUGUUAUCAAGUGUAAACCACCCACCUUGGAAUGAGGGGCUUGCUUUCCAUCCACAAAGGAAAUUCUCAACAUUAUCACUUCAUAUGAACUAUGACAUGAAAUUUCAGUGGCAUGCACUGAUAUUCUGUAUAGACAUCUUCUGGUCCACUUCUCCUCUGUGUGCCCUCUGCAAUUCCAUGGUUGAAAUAAGCAAAGCCAGCAGGAUCUUUCAACAAACUACUCCAGAGAGGAAUCCUUAAUAAUGUUGUGAUUUAGCUCAUUCUCUAGAUCAUAUACUGUGAUGUGGGAUUGGAUUAGAGCUGAACCAGAUUGGCCUUCUGGUUUAAGAGAACAUACACCUCUGGAACAACAUGAGGACAUUUAUUUCACAGAUUUUCAGUGCCAUGUGUAGGGGUAGUAAAGGCUUUUUCAUCAAAGUAAUGCAUUUCCUAGGAAAUGAAGGUUUCUGUCGGAAUAAUUCAAUUUUCCUGAGAUGUUUUAUUUUCCUGAGGAUGGGCAGCUGGAAGAGCAAGGGGGAAGGAGUCAGUGUUUGGUGCUCUCUUAAAGCACUAAGGAAACAUAGUGGGAGAAAAAUGUAGGAAACAUUUGACCAAUUUUUUAUUUUAAAUUAAAUUCUAGGAGAAGAAUCAAGAGGCCUGUAGAGUUUCUCUAGAAAAGUGAGACAUUCAGGAAUAAAAGGAACUUUAGAACCGCAAGGAGAGAGAGGAACAGAAGUAGAAUAUGGAAGUAAGAAAUAAAUUUCUCAUGCUUCUAUAGUCUGGUUUUCAACCUUUUAGUAUAUUCUUCAAAACUUAUUUGUGUUAGUGGCUGGUAUUCCUACAGCACCAUUUCAGGAAAGGUGUGACUUCCAGAAGUGUGAGGAGCAGAUAAAGAAACCAUCUGUUACAUAGAGAUGAGUUGCCCAACAGAACAGGAGGGAGAAAUUGCCUGGAAUGAGUCACCAGCUUGUUUUCUGUGGGUGAAAUACCAAGCCCUCUGUCUCAUGUUAUAAACAGCAUUUUUUCUUUUCUUUGCCUGUUCAUGCAUUUUUUGCUCCAACUUUAAUUAAUUUUAAAAUGCUCACAUGUGUGUUUUGCCUGUGAGAACUGGGCUUUUCCCUCUGAACAGAAGAUGACUUUGGCAGCCCUGGGAAUUCAAAGCCUGUCCAAGUGUUCACUUUGGUCAGGGAUAAGGCACUCCCAGUUGGACAAAUUCCCUGAACAAAUCUGCAGUGUGGCCUGUGAUUUCUGCUCUGGAAACCAAAUAUCUCUUUCACGUAGCAUCAGAUUACAGGAGAGCUGAGCAUCUUGGAGACAGGUGUUGUGCAGUCAUUUUAGUAUAAAUUAUUUAAUAACAGCCUUGAGUACCACUGAUAGUAACUGAUGACUUGCAGAGACAAGUAACUGCUCUGGAAACAGAAGCACAGGUUUUGGAGGUUGAAUUAAAUAGACACAAAAAAGGUAAGGUAAAGGUAAGUAUACUUUUUGGCCUGGUAAAAUGAUGGAUGUGCUUGUGCUGUGUCCCUAAAAGGGGCCUGGAAUACCCAGAAACAAGGUGUAUUUAUAAUUGUUCUCUCUUGGACAUGCAAUUUUCAAUCUCCUAGUAAAAUACAGAUUUCAUAUUUCCAAUCAUUAUGUGUUAAAAUGUGUUUUUCCUAGUGGUUCAAGGGUAAUAAGUUAUGGCAUGCUCAGCAGGCUGGUGGUUCUUUCUGCCUGAGUUCCUCAUAAAUACAGAGUGAGAGAAGCAUUUGUUAAUAAUCUUGAAACAAAUGAAAAAUUUGUGUCUAUUUCAUCUUUGAGCUGAGCUGUAAACUUGGAGAGAUUGCUCUCUAAAUGCAGCUUCUGAUCCAUUCUUUUAUGAUGUAAAUAAUGGACAGAGCAUCCAGUCCUAUGUUCCUUCAGUAUUUAGUGAUGCCUUUGCUCCUGGGGCACUUUUAUUCUACUUCUAAAAUUGACUGAUAAUGAUCACUGAGAGCCUAGAGUUGUAUUUAUCCUCUGAGUACAGAAGUCCAUUGCAGCAGCUACUGACAUGGAAAUAAUUUCUUUUUUGAAGUUUCAGCUGUUUUCAUGCAGCUCUUCCCGUGUGAUUGGAAAAUGAAUUGUGCUGUAGCUACAAAGGGGAAUAAAACAGUAAACCAGUCAGGCAAGCUGCUUUGUGUGCAGUAGAAAAUCACAGGAAGAGAGCAAGAUGAGGUGUUCUGGCAAUCUAUAGGCAUCAGCUGAGGUACAGAAGAUAUAAAUCAAGAUUUAGAUGCAGAGGAAAGCAGAUUUUUUUGGUUUUUUGUCUUAAAUACAAAAGCUUGCUACUGAAAUGUUCUCCAAGUGGAAUUUAGCACAUGUAGAAAAGAAAGCAAAAGGUCCUGUUUGUGUGACAGGUCCUUAAUGUGAGAGAAGUGAUCCAAUAAGCUUUUAUGAUUUUCUUGAUGGGAGCUUCUUUCACCUCAGGUGAACUACAAAAACACAAUGAUGGACCGUAUUAACUAGGAAUAGGUGCCCAUCAUGACAAGAAAGCCCAGCACUACAAGUUUGACAAUUAAGAAAAAUGUUUCCAUUGAAGGCUGUAAGUGUUUAACCAUGGAGGAGCAGAUUUUCAAUUUGUCUUCCACUUAGUUUAAGGCUAAGCUAAGUGCCUCUAAGGAGAGAAGGAUUGUGGCUACACUGGCAAGUUAUGGACCCAAGGGAACAUAGAAAUGUGUCUGUACAGAGGAGCAAUUGAUGCCCAGCUCAUCUGUUUUAUAGCUGUUAUUUUCAUUGCCUAAUUCCCUGUCUACCUUUAUAAAUAAUGACAUUUAUUUUCUCUGCACUAGAUUAUACAGGUACAGCAAAAAAGCAAUUACUGAAAUUGGUUGGUAAAGGAUAUGAAUUUUCCAGAGUAUGAUUUAUCUGCUGAUCUGCUUCAUGCCCUCCUUGUCAUUACUGGCAAAGUAUCUUUGCAGUUCUUAAGUGAACUGAAUUCCUUUUCUGCAUUAAUUGGUGUCCUGCAGCUAUGAAAAACAGCACAUUUAAAAUUUUGCCUGGGAAUUUUUAAUCAAUAUUUAUUACCUAAAACCACAGGAAAUGGUGCAAUAUUUAAAAGAUAUAUUUGGAUUUAGGGAUCAGAAAUAAUUUAGUCUCCAAUGCAUUCAUUUGGAAUGAUUAUGUAAGUCUCUUUUGAGACACAAAAAACACUGUGAACCACUGUGAGACCAUUUCAUCUGGAGCUGGACUAAGAGCAGGGACAUGUUUUGCCCCCCGUGCAUCAGCCAGUAGUUGCAGUGACUAAACUACUGAUUUAGAAAAAAAAAAACAAAAGACCUGGAGUAGUAUUUUGAAGAUAUGAAUGGUGCUUUCUUUCAACUCUUUUUUUUUUUUUUCCCAGAAAUACUAUUCCUGAUGCCAUAUCAGCCACUUUCUCAAGAGUUCAGCUUUGGAGUGUAAUUUGGACUGAUUUUAUAUUAUUUUUCCCAGCAAAUCUCCAAUAGAGUUGAGAAAUUUAUGAAGCAUCUUGUAACCUUAAGUUAAUGUUUCUUUUCAGAGAGCACUGUGCUUUAUUCAAAUGGCAUCUAUACAAAGCACAAUCUGGUUUGCAGGAACCUUCCAAGAAUAUUUCUGCACUGAAGCCUCUGCAAUAACUGCACCUUAGGUAGUUUCAAGGCAGCUGAGAUGUAUCAGUCCAAGCUGGCCUGAGAAAUCAUGUUGUCUUACUCAUCCUACAUCCUCAUAACACUGGCUGCUUUGUCAGUGACUUGCCAUGCAUUGAGUAAAUGCCCAGGAAUUUCUGGGCUACCUGGUAUCCCUGGAAGGGAUGGUCUGAAUGGUGUGCCUGAUUCUCUGGCCAGCAAACACCAUGAUGCUUUAGCACAUUUGAAGCACCGACUUUUCCAACUUGAGGCUGUGCUUGCUUUGAAUGGGAAAAUAAGAAAAGUAGGAGACAAAAUACUUGCUAGCAAUGGGAAGAAAGUGGACUUUGCAUCUGCACUACAAUCCUGUGAAGAGGCUGGAGGAACUCUUGCUGCCCCCAGGAAUGAGGAGGAGAAUAAAGCUGUCAUGGACAUUGUGAAAGAGUAUAACCAAUAUGCUUACUUGGGCAUUAGAAAGGGGGAGACUUCAGGUCAGGUGAAGUAUUUAGAUGGCAUGCCUCUGAGUUACAGCAACUGGCACCAGCACGAGCCCAAUGGCAAAGGGAAAGAGAAAUGUGUGGAGAUGUACACUGAUGGCACCUGGAAUGACAAAAAGUGCAAUAUGUACCGUCUCACAAUCUGUGAAUUUUAAAGAAUGGCCUUUCAGCCACCUCAGAGUAUGGAGGUAAUGAAGUAUCUGUGUUUCAGGUUGAUUAAAUUCCUGCCAUUUCUCUGUAUCCUAAAAUAUAAGAUGAAUCAUAUUGUGAUAUUUUUUAGCCUUAGGAAAAUGCCAAAUGUGCUAAGUGAUUAACAUGAUUAAAAUGUGCCUGAGCUGA
Haemorhous mexicanus (house finch) is the source of this 9094-nucleotide messenger RNA. RefSeq names its product pulmonary surfactant-associated protein A-like. The transcript is spliced from 11 exons. NCBI's taxonomy places the organism in Eukaryota, Metazoa, Chordata, Aves, Passeriformes, Fringillidae. The record is from RefSeq and is a predicted model, not a curated record. The coding region runs from base 8332 to 8910 and encodes 192 amino acids.